UUGGAGUUGAAAGAGCAGAGGCAGACUUGUGUAGUGUUGCUGAGGAAGUUUUGAUAUCUCAAGAUGUUCGUGCAAGUAUACGGAGCAGAGAUUCCUGAGUUUAGUGAUCGUCUUUCACAUGUCAGCUUUUGUGACUUUAGUGUGGUUUCUGAAGCGAUUUGAGGCUUCGAUGAACCUCCAGCCCAGGAAUGGCAGCGCCCCCAUUUCCCUCGGAUCUUUGGGGAACCGUGCCUACCCUCGCCUGGCAGUGCCUGAUGGUCCUCUUAAGAAGAUUUUGCUUUGGAAUGACUUCUACGGGAAGCUCGACUACGGAUUCGGAACAGGUCGAGGUCCCUUCCAAGCGGCCGGAUGUCGAGUGGACGCCUGUGUGGUAAUCAUCGACCGUAAUCUGUUCCCCCUGGAGGAGCUGGACGCCCUCGUGUGGCAUACGAGGUCGAGGGACGUCUCCAUGCCUGCGAGGAGUGGGGAGUUCUCACCCUACCCCCUCAUACCCGCCACCCUCACCCUACCCCACCCUUCUCCAUCCCCCACCUCAUACCUCUCCAACCACUCCUCAUACUUCCUCAUAUACUCUCAUCUCAUCAUCUCAUACCUCUCCAACCACUCCUCAUACUUCCAGGAGUCCUCACACCCGCUGAUUCGGAAAUUCGCUAUCCGAGAGGUUUAUGAAUCCAAGAACGCGAUAUUUAGAAUCCGAGAAAGUGAAAGUGAGACAAGAACGCGAGAUUUUGAAUAUAAGAAAAGGGAAGAGAAAUCUUGUGGAAUUCUGAGUUUGAGGGAGGAUUAUGGGUUUGAAUCUUUAGAGCCUGCGAAGUCCCUGCAGAAGUGGCUGACAGUGGACGUGUACGGGAACUGCGGGCCCUACAGGUGCGCGCAGACGAACUGGCGAGAGUGCCACGCCCUCCUGAACAGCACCUACAAGUUCUAUCUGUCUUUUGAGAACUCGCUCUGUCGGGAUUACGUCACGGAGAAGUUCUUCACGACGUUACAACUAGACAUAGUCCCUGUAGUCUACGGCUACGCGAACUACUCCAGACUAGCUCCUGCUCACUCCUACAUCGACGCCCUCUCCUUCAACACGACGAAGGCCCUGGCGGAGUAUCUGCUGUACCUCGAUAAGAACGACACCGCCUAUAACGAAUACUUCGGGAUGGAACCUCUCCACAACCUACCACAACCCAUCUCCUCUCCACAGAUGGAAUCCCUCCUACCACAAUCCACCUACCACAACCCAUCUCCUCUCCACAGAUGGAAACGCUACUACCACCAGCUGAGCCAACACGACCUCAAAGCCCAAGCCUUCUGUGACUUGUGUGAGAGACUCCACUUCGACAAGGAACCGAAGAAUCACGACAUAAACAGCUGGUUCGACGAAGGAACACAGUGCCUUUCUCUGGAGGAGCCGAGAAUAAAACAGCUGACUUCAGAGUGA
Messenger RNA from Penaeus vannamei (Pacific white shrimp), 1432 nucleotides. NCBI's taxonomy places the organism in Eukaryota, Metazoa, Arthropoda, Malacostraca, Decapoda, Penaeidae. The record is from RefSeq and is a predicted model, not a curated record.